AUGUCAAAUAAAAGACGACGUUGUUUCACUAUCGCUGAAAAGGUAAAAAUAAUUGAACGUUUAGAAAGUGGUGUUUCUAAUAAAGAUCUUUGUCAAGAGCUGGGAAUCAGUCAAUCAACACUAUCUACUAUAUGGAAAUCAAAGGACCAAAUAAAAAGUGUUUUUCAAAAAGAUGUUACAUCUUACAAGAGAAUCAAAUGUAGCCAACAUCAAGACGUUGAACAUGCUCUCCUGGAAUGGCUCAAAAUACAACGAUCUAAAAAUAUUCCUGUAAAUGGUCCGAUACUUCAAGAAAAAGCGACCGAAUUUGGGAAACGUUUUAAUAAAAUAGAUUUUCAAUGUUCUUCUUCUUGGAUUACCCGUUUUCGUCAAAGACACAAUAUCAUUUUUGGAAAAAUAAAUGGAGAAUCUACAAGCGCUUCUGUUGAUGUUUCGGAAAAUUGGCUGGAACACGUUUGGCCUAAUUUGCGUAAAAAUUAUGCAGAUUGUGACAUUUAUACCGCUGAUGAAACCGGAUUGUUUUUUCGUCUAACACCGUCUCAUACAUUACAUUUUAAAGGGGAAACAUGCAGUGAUGUCGACUACAAAAGUAAUAAAAAAGCAUGGAUGACCGGGGACAUAUUUUCCAACUGGAUAAAAGAAUGGGAUAAACAACUGGCAAAGGAAAAACGGCAUAUCCUAUUGACUGUAGAUAAUUGUCCGGCUCAUCCUCUUGUUCAAAAUAUCGAAUUUAUAAAGGUGGUUUUUCUUCCUCCAAACACGACCUCUGUAUUACAACCUAUGGAUCAAGGUAUUAUUAAAUCAUUAAAAGUAAAAUUUCGGAAAUUAUUAGUACUCAAAGUUAUUAAUCGAGAAGAACAGGGAAAAGAUAUUAAAAUUUCAGUAUUGGAUGCAAUUUUAAUGAUCUCUGAUGCAUGGAAUGACGUUUCUACCACUACAAUAAGAAACUGUUUCCGCCACGCUGGACUCAAGGCAUCGGUAAACGACGAGAUAGAAAAAGAAAUAGUAAAUGACAAUAAUUUGGACAUACAUUGCGUUUCCGAAAAAAACUUACAAAGUUUUAUCGAGGUUGACGAUGCUCUUUUGACCACUGAAGAACCCAAUGAAGAAGAAAUUUUCAAGUCUAUUUUGAAUGCAAAUAAUGAUGAAAGUGAACAAGCUGACGAAGAGAGUGAAGAAAUCGUAUUUAAAGUACCGUCUGUUUCGGAAAUGUAUUUUUAUAUUGAUCAAUUGCAACAAUGCACUAUAUAUGAACGGAAACGAAUAUUUUUCAACGCCGGAUUUCCCGUCACUGUUACGCCCAAGUUUUAUUAUUUCUAA
Melanaphis sacchari is the source of this 1320-nucleotide messenger RNA. RefSeq names its product tigger transposable element-derived protein 4-like. The record is from RefSeq and is a predicted model, not a curated record. The coding region runs from base 1 to 1320 and encodes 439 amino acids. The transcript is spliced from 3 exons. Gene Ontology annotation, molecular function: DNA binding. Lineage: Eukaryota; Metazoa; Arthropoda; Insecta; Hemiptera; Aphididae. Gene Ontology annotation, cellular component: nucleus.